Messenger RNA from Orcinus orca (killer whale), 5269 nucleotides. RefSeq names its product glutamine amidotransferase class 1 domain containing 1 (gene GATD1). Bases 92 to 754 code for a protein of 220 amino acids. Lineage: Eukaryota; Metazoa; Chordata; Mammalia; Artiodactyla; Delphinidae. The record is from RefSeq and is a predicted model, not a curated record. The transcript is spliced from 8 exons.
GCUCAGCCCAGCCCCCAGGCCGCCGCGGCCCUUGACCUUGCCCCUGGCACGCUCCGCGCACGCGCAGGCCGCACAGGCCGUGGCUGGGCCCAUGGCGUCCGAGCGGCUCCCGAGCCGGCCAGCCUGCCUCCUCGUGGCCAGCGGCGCCGCCGAAGGCGUGUCAGCCCAGUCCUUCCUCCACUGCUUCACACUGGCCAGCGCCGCCUUCAAUCUGCAGGUGGCCACCCCCGGGGGGAAGACCAUGGACUUCGUGGACGUGAACGAGAGCAACGCGCGCUGGGUGCAGGACUUCCGCCUCAAGGCCUACGCCAGCCCCGCCAAGCUCGAGUCCAUCGACGGUGCCCGGUACCACGCCCUCCUGAUUCCCAGCUGUCCUGGGGCCCUGGCUGACCUGGCCAGCAGCGGGUCCCUGGCUCGCAUCCUGCAGCACUUCCGCUCCGAGAGCAAGCCCAUCUGUGCUGUGGGCCACGGCGUUGCCGCCCUCUGCUGUGCCACCAAUGAGGACAGGUCCUGGGUGUUCCAAGGCUACAGCGUCACGGGGCCUUCCGUGUACGAGCUCGUCCGGGCGCCCGGCUUCGCCCACCUGCCCCUGGUCGUGGAGGACUUCGUGAAGGACGCGGGGGCCUGCUUCAGUGCCAGCGAGCCUGACGCCGUGCACGUGGUGCUGGACCGCCACCUGGUCACUGGCCAGAACGCCAGCUCCACCGUCCCGGCCGUGCAGAACCUGCUCUUCCUCUGCGGCAGCCGGAAGUGAGGUGGCCCCGAACUGAGCCCGCCAGCGGAUGCCACCACCUCCAGAUGUCCCGGGUGUCCCCAGAGGCAGCUGGACUCUCAGGCUUCCGGGAACCCCAUCUUCACGACACCCCAGCCUGGCUUGCUGGGGGCUCUGAGGAUCCUCCCUGAGGGGUGAAGGCUCUGGGGGAGGGGCUGAGCCCCCCACCCUGCAGAGUCUCCUCAGGGAGGGGUGGGGAGUGCCGAGGGCCCGCUGGCGGCCGGGUGGCCCUGGAGCAUUCUGAGUUCCCCGCAGAGGGUCGGCUGUGGGGUCCGGGCUGGGGUCUUGGCUCCUCUGCCCGUCCCUAUUCACCCUGGCGGGGGCGGGGGGGCAGAGGCUGAGCCUUCCUGGAAGCUGGGUGGCUGCCGGCUGGGAUCCCAGGGUCCCGCUUCUGUGCUGAGGCUCCUCCCAGGCCUCCCUGCGGUCUCCCCAGGCCUUUGGGCGUUGGUGGGGGCUGGGUGGGGAGGGGCCCGCUGGCUGCUGCUGAAGAACCUGCUCUCACCCUAACCCUUGCCUAGUGCACGGUUUCAAAUGUGAUGGCAACCCCGUGUUAAGGCCAGGAUGGACUUUGGGGUGGAUGCUGCAGUGUCACCACGUCCCUUCUGAUGUUGAUAAACACUUUUAAUUGUGGAUACAACACACGGCCCUGCCCAGGUGGCCUCGGGUCCUGACGGCCGAGCCUGGUUUUGCAGCUGCUCUGCCUGUUUCAAGGUGGAUGUGACGGAGCCGAGUUCCACUUGGAAGGAGGCCUUGAGUGGGGCUGGCUGGGCUGGGUUGGCAGGGGCGGCGGACAGUCCUGGGGAUGCCAGGUGGCUGUCCAGCCAGCCGAGUCCCAGUGCAGCCUGGAGGCUCUCCAGCUUCCCCAGGGCACCUGUCCUGGCCUGUGGCCCUUGGCUGGGGCCUCCUGGAGCCGCUCUGGCCCCGUGUGUCACCAUCCUUGUCUCAGCCUGACUAGCUCUGCCGCAUCCAACCCCUCAGGACAAAGGAGGAGGAAGCAGGGCGCCCGAGUCGGAGGCGAUGCUCCCACGUGCUCCUUUCUGUCCGGCAUCUCCCGGCGUCAGGGCCCCUGCCACCUGCUGGCCUGCUCUGUGCACACAUGGGGCCUAGGCAGCCCCAUCGUUCAUCCCAUGUUUGCAGUCGCCACAUCACGGAGUCAUGGACGUCUCUGGACAAAAAGUUUUUUUCAAAUGAUGACGCCUUCUGACUGUGCAGACCAAGACCCAGGCGGGCUCUGCGGGCGCCCCUCCACAGCCCUGCUCCCUGGUCGCUGAUGCUUUCUGAGUCUGCCCCACUGGCUGGUCCUGGGUAUGCCAGGUCCAGGGCACUGGGGUGGCCACUGGGUGGGUGCAGGUGCCUGUGCCCCCGGGGGCUCCCCACAUUCCCGGGGUGUUUAAAAUAGACCCUGAGGUUUAUCCAAGAGAAAGAAAGACCUACAACUCUACAAAAACAGUGCGUGAACAUCUGUGGUGUUUUUUGCGAUAAGCUGUAGCUUCCAUAAAAGGAGCAUUCUUACUACUGGACGGUAUUAACGUCCAUGCGGCGGACCCUUGGAAGCAAGCUCAGCAAAGGAAACCAGACAGAUACGAAAAACCCCAAAACUCAGCGUGGGCCGGUCAUUUGUGGCUGGGAAUGGGGGCAGAUCGGGGGACAAGCAUGUUCUAAGGUGCUGGCCGCACAGGGUUGUACCUGUGAGCAGGCGGGCUUCAUGUCCGUCACUGGCAUCCACGGUCUCCAUCCUGAGGCCCCAGGCCAGGCAAGAUGGUGAGCUGAGACCUCCACGCCCUCCUAGGACACAGCCCUUUGAUCAGCUCGGGGGAGGGGGCUGCAGGAAGCCUUAGCCCCCUGACCCGACCUGGCCAGGCAGCUGGGGGCUGGGGGCGAGAAGCCCUGCCCACCUCAGCAGGUCCCUGUGCUACGGCACCCAACCCAAGGCCACCCCCUCAGCACCAGGAUGGGGGGGGCAGCCUGGGCAGGCUAGGUGGCCCGAGGGGUGUGGCCCAGGGUGGCACCUGUCCCCGGCUGCUCAGCAUUCCCCUGCGUUUGGGGAGGGUGGCAGCUUCAGAACCGCAAGUCCCAGCCACCUGCUCCAACGCCAGCAGACGGGGGUUCCAGGAGCCCCACUCACCUGCAGGGAGCCGUGGGGAACAAGCCCAGCCCAGCAGGCGCCCCCAGGGCGGGGGUGGGGGCACAGGGGCUCCCCGUUGACCCUCAGCCAGACCCAGGGCAGCGUCCCACAGGACUGUCCUGACACCUGGCUCCACUGGCGCAGGCCUGGAGGGUCCGCCGGGGCCCCUUCCACCCACCUCGUGCUCCCAGGCAGUCUCACCCAGACCCUGUGUCCCCCCACCCCCAGCUUCGCUGUUCCAAGAACAGAGGCUGGUCCCAGGGGAGAGGAAGGGGCUCCCCUGUGGACCACCCGUCACCGCCCCCCACCAACCCCUUCCCAGAAAAAUCCAGAGGGUGCAAGUGAAGUGUCUCUUCACAAGCUGUGCCCUGCGUCUGCUCGGGGUUUGAGGCUUGGAAGUCCUGCUCAGCGCACGCUACGCUGUCCCCACAAGGUGGCGCCAUCGCCCCACCUGUGCCUCCGCCCCAGGGCAGCGUGGAGCGGCUCAGAGGCAUGGGGGCUGUCCCAACAGGUCCGGACGGCCGGAGGCUCUGACGCAGAGGCUCCUCUCUGCGGGCCCGGCCCCCGCACAGCUCCAGCGGGCCCCUGGCACCCUCCCACCCAACUCCGCAAGCACAGCCUACAAGCCCCGGGGCCGUCGGGCUCCAGACACAGAGGAAGUGCUCAGGCAGUCCCUGCCUUCUGUGUCCAGGCUCCCAGAAGCAGGUGAGGGGCUGUCACCCCUGCCUGGAGGCCCCCAGGGGGCUCUUGACCCAACCCCGCCUCCAUCGGGCCAGGCUGCAGCCAGCGAGAAAGGACGCACACACGGAACGAAAAGUGACACCUUUAAUGCGCUGAGCAGAAUUUUACAUAAAAUCAGAAAUCUGUGAUUAAUCCCCGCUCCGAUUAGUAAAAAAAAUCCAAGAUUCGUCGCAAGGCAUAUGUGCAAUUAGGCCCCAAUUCAAAGUCGGCGGCAUAUCUGUGGUCCAGCCUCAGGUGCCAAGCUAUUUUCCGUUCUCCGCGCUGAACAUUCGUUCCUAGAGAUGGGCAGUGUGAGCUGGUGCGCUGUCCUCCCCCGCCCCGGCCCCUCCCAACCGUAACCCGGGCUCUCACCCUCAGCAUCCGCUCCAGCUUCACAGCGUCCGCGGCGAACCUGCGGAUCCCGUCCGAGAGCUUCUCCACGGCCAUGCGGUCCUCGUUGUGCAGCCAGCGGAAGGCCUUCUCGUCCAGGUGGACCUUCUCCAGGUCACUGGCCUGGGCUGGGGGAGGGCAUGCGCCGGGGCCUUGGGCUCAGAGCCGCCCUAAGGCCCCUCCCUGGCGCGGCCCCCACGGCAGGUGGGCUGGACAGCAGGUGAGUGCAGGCUGGCCCUGCGGCUCUAGGCUCCACACCCUCAGGUGACGGAGGCACCGGUGUCCCCAUGGGGGCCUUGAGCGGGGCGGGGGGCUUCUUACCUGCCUUGACCGAGAGCGUGGGCGCCAGCUUGCUGUGGUCCUUGAGCAGCUCCCCCAGGAGCUGGGGUGAGAUGGUGAGGAAGUCGCAGCCCGCCAGGGCCUUGAUCUCGCCCGUGUUGCGGAAGGAGGCGCCCAUGACGACGGUCUCGUAGCCGAACUUCUUGUAAUAGUUGUAGAUCUUGGUGACGCUCUUCACUCCUGGGGAGACAUGCCCGGAGCUGCCACGCCGGCCGCCGGCAGCAGACAGCGCAGCACCCCUCCGCCCCUGCCUCCCAGUGCUCCUCACCGGGGUCCUCCAGGGGCUCAAAGGACUUCUUGUCCGUGUUGGCCACGUGCCAGUCGAGGAUGCGGCCCACGAAGGGGGAGAUGAGCGUCACCCCCGCCUCAGCGCAGGCCACGGCCUGGGCAAAGGAGAAGAGCAGCGUCAUGUUGCAGUGGAUGCCGUGCUGCUCCUCCAGCUGCCUGUGGGCGGGGGAGGGCGGCAUGAACAGCAGGGACACAGCGAGAAACGCUCGCGAUUCAGUAACUGCAAAGGCAGGAACAGGGUCGCCCCAUCCUCGUCAAGAGCAACUCUGGGGCUUCCCUGGUGGCUCAGUGGUUAAGAAUCCACCUGCCAACGGAGGGGACACGGGUUCGAGCCCUGGUCCGGGAAGAUCUCACAUGCCGCGGACCAACUAAGCCCCGUGCGCCACAACUACUGAGCCUGCGCUCUAGAGCCCGCGAGUCACAACUACUGAGCCCGUGUGCCACAACUACUGAAGCUCAUGAGCCUAGAGCCUGUGCUCGUCUACAAGAGAAGCCACCGCAAUGAGAAGCCUGCGCACCGCAAAAAAGGGUAGCCCCCGCUUGCCGCAAUUAGAGAAAGCCCACACGCAACAAAGACCCAAUUCAGCCAAAAAUAAAUAAAAUAAAUUUAUUUAAAGAAAAAACAAAACAAAAAA